AUUGGUCAUUUAUGAAGCUAAAUGUGGACUGAAUAUGUGAGAGUCACCAAAGUUGUUUUUCUGUCAGGUUUAAUCAGAGACAAAAAUGUGCUGAACUUGAACCUGAACCCAGCUGCAUGUCCUUCCAGAGCGAUGAGUCAAGGGGAUUUAUUAUUGAUUUUAAAGACCAACAUGCAUUAGAGUCAAAAGUGGACCAGCAGAGCUCAGAGGUUCCCAGUGCUCAGUCUGUCCAGCAGCACCAAACACACCUGGACUCCAUAUUUAUGCUGCUGGAGGAAAACAUUGUCACAUUUGUGAAGAAGGAGCUGAAGAAGAUCCAGAAGGUUCUGAGUCCAGAUUACCCAGAAUGCUUAGAGAAUCAGGGGGGGGAUAAGGAGGAGUUGGAUGGUGAGGAUGAAGAGCAGAAGAGGAGCAGCAGAGACGCGUUUCUGAAGAUCACAGCAAACUUCCUGAGGAGGAUGAAGCAAGAGGAGCUGGCUGACCGCCUGCAGAGCAGAUCUUCUGCUGCACUUUGUCAGGAUCAACUUAAAUCUCACCUGAGGCAGAAGUUCCAGUGUGUCUUUGAAGGCAUCGCUAAAGCAGGAAACCCAACCCUUCUGAACCAGAUCUACACAGAGCUCUACAUCACAGAGGGAGGGACUGGAGAGGUCAACGAUGAACAUGAGGUCAGACAGAUUGAAACAGCCUCCAGGAAACCAGACAGAGCAGAACCAAGCAUCAGACCAGAAGAUGUCUUUAUAGGCUCAACUGGAAGAGAUGGAGCCAUCAGAACAGUGAUGACAAAGGGAGUGGCUGGCAUUGGGAAAACAGUCCUAACACAGAAGUUCACUCUGGACUGGGCUGAAGGCAAAGCCAACCAGGACAUACACUUCACAUUUCCAUUCACCUUCAGAGAGCUGAAUGUGCUGAAAGAGCAAAAGUUCAGCUUGGUGAAACUUAUUCAUCACUUCUUCAGUGAAACCAAAGCAGCAGGAAUCUGCAGGUUUGAUCAGUUUCAGGUUGUUAUUAUCUUGGACGGUCUGGAUGAGUGUCGACUUCCCCUGGACUUCAACAAGACUAAAAUCCUGACUGAUGUCACAGAAUCCACCUCAGUGGAUGUGCUGCUGACAAACCUGAUCAGGGGGAACCUGCUUCCCUCUGCUCACCUCUGGAUCACCACACGACCUGCAGCAGCCAAUCAGAUCCCUCCUGUGUGUGUUGACAUGGUGACGGAGGUCAGAGGGUUCACUGACCCACAGAAGGAGGAGUACUUCAGGAAGAGAUUCACAGAUGAGCAGCAGGCCACAACAAUCAUGUCCCACAUCAAGACGUCACGAAGCCUCCACAUCAUGUGCCACAUCCCAGUCUUCUGCUGGAUCACUGCUACGGUUCUGGAGGAUCUGCUGGAAACCAGAGAGGGAGGAGAGCUGCCCAAGACCCUGACAGAGAUGUACAUCCACUUCCUGGUGGUUCAGACCAAAGUGAAGAACAUCAAGUAUGAUGGAGGAGCUGAGACAGAUUCACACUGGAAUAAGAAGAGCAGGAAGAUGAUUAAGUCUCUGGGAAAAGUGGCUUUUGAGCAGCUGCAGAAAGGAAACCUGAUCUUCUAUGAGUCAGACCUGACAGAGUGUGGCAUCGAUGUCAGAGCAGCCUCAGUUUAUUCAGGAGUGUUCACACAGGUCUUUAAAGAGGAAAAAGGGCUGUAUCAGGACAAGGUUUUCUGCUUCGUCCAUCUGAGUGUUCAGGAGUUUCUGGCUGCUCUUCAUGUCCAUCUGACCUUCAUCAACUCUGGAGUCAGUCUUUUGUCAGAACAACAAUCAUCACCACAGUUUUCUGUGAUUAGACAUAUGCUAAUGAAACCUUUUAUGAUGAAACAUGAACAUGCACCGUUCUACCACGUUGCUGUGGACAAGGCUUUAGAAAGUCCAAAUGGACACCUGGACCUGGUCCUCCGCUUCCUCCUGGGAUUUUCUCUUAAGAAAAAUCAGACAUUCUUACAAGGUUUGAUGACACGAAUGACAAGUAAUUUAAAAACCAAUCAGGAAACAGUUCAGUACAUCAAGAAGAAAAUUAAAGAGUUUCCUUCUGUAGAGAAAAGCAUCAACCUCUUCCACUGUCUAAAUGAACUGAAUGAUUGUUUUCUAGUAAAGGACAUCCAAUACUAUCUGAAACCAGGAGGUCUCUCCACAGAUAAACUGUCUCCUGCCCAGUGGUCAGCUCUGGUUUUCAUCUUAUUGUCUUCAGCAAAUGAUCUUGAAGUAUUUGACCUGAAUAAAUUCUUUGCUACAGAGGAGGCUUUUCUGAGGUUGUUGCCUGUGGUCAAAGUUUCCAACACAGCUCUACUGAGUAGCUGUAACCUGUCAGAGAGAAGCUGUGAAGCUCUGUCCUCAGUUCUCAGCUCUCAGUCCUCUAGUCUGAGAGAACUGGACCUGAGUAACAACAACCUGCAGGAUUCAGGAGUGAAGCUACUGUGUGCUGGACUGAAGAGUCCUCACUGUCGACUGGAGACUCUCAGACUGAGUAGCUGUGACCUGUCAGAGAGAAGCUGUGAAGCUCUGUCCUCAGUUCUCAGCUCUCAGUCCUCUAGUCUGAGAGAACUGGACCUGAGUAACAACAACCUGCAGAAUUCAGGAGUGAAUGUUCUGUGCGCUGGACUGAAGAGUCCUCACUGUCGACUGGAGACUCUCAGCCUGAGUGUGUGUGACCUGUCAGAGAGAAGCUGUGAAGCUCUGUCCUCAGCUCUCAGCUCUCAGUCCUCUAGUCUGAGAGAACUGGACCUGAAUAACAACAACCUGCAGAAUUCAGGACUGAAUGUUCUGUGCGCUGGACUGAAGAGUCCUCACUGUCGACUGGAGACUCUCAGGCUGUCAGGCUGUCUGCUCUCAGAGGAAGCUUGUGUCUCUCUGGCCUCAGCUCUGAGCUCCAACCCCUCCCAUCUGAGAGAGCUGGACCUGAGCUACAAUCAUCCAGGAGACUCAGGAGUGGAGCUGCUGUCUGCUGGAGUCAAGGAUCCACACUGGAGACUGGACACUCUCAGAGUGGAGCCUGGUGGAGUCCGAUGGUUGAGACUAGGUCUGAGCAAGUAUUUCUGUCAACUCACCAUCGACACAAACACAGUGAACAGGAAACUACAACUGUCUGACAACAACAGGAAGGUGACAUGUGUGAAGAAGGAUGAGUCAUAUCCUGAUCAUCCAGACAGAUUUGACGUCUUUCCUCAGCUGCUGUGUAGUAAUGGUCUGACUGGUCGCUGUUACUGGGAGGUUGAGUGGAGAGGAAGAGUUGAAAUAUCAGUGAGUUACAGAGGAAUCAGAAGGAAAGGACGCAGUGAUGACUGUUGGUUUGGAUUCAACGAUCAGUCCUGGAGUCUGAUCUGCUCUGAUAAUGGUUACUCUGUCAGACACAAUAACAUAGUAACACUCAUCUACUCCUCUGUGUCUGACAGAGUAUCAGUGUAUGUGGACUGUCCUGCUGGUUCUCUGUCCUUCUACAGAGUCUCCUCUGACAAACUGAUCCACCUUCACACCAUCAACACCACAUUCACUGAACUUCUUUAUCUCGGGUUUGGGUUCUGGUCUCCUGAUUCCUCAGUGUCUCUGUGUGAUGUGUCGUAGUGAGUUUGAUUCUGUCAGAGAAACGUUGUCACUUUGGAACAUAGUUCAGUCUGUUCAUGUCUGUCCUGUUGUCAUGUCAGCUAGAUGUAUUAAAACAAACUAUGGAGCUACUUGGGGAUUGUGUGAUCUUUGCAUUACACCUCUUGUCCCAUUUCUUGAUCUUUCCAUGAAUCAUUUCAUUUGAAGUUUUAUUCACUGUUCUUCUGACAAACACUGAUCAUUGAUCAAAUCUCCAGAUUGUGUGCUAUAAUAAACAUGUAUGUAACCUUUAA
Betta splendens (Siamese fighting fish) is the source of this 3865-nucleotide messenger RNA. RefSeq names its product NACHT, LRR and PYD domains-containing protein 12-like. The transcript is spliced from 10 exons. The coding region runs from base 117 to 3593 and encodes 1158 amino acids. The record is from RefSeq and is a predicted model, not a curated record. Gene Ontology annotation, molecular function: protein binding. Lineage: Eukaryota; Metazoa; Chordata; Actinopteri; Anabantiformes; Osphronemidae.